CUUCGUCCUAACAGUCCAGCCCUACGUGCCUUUUUUUUUCAAAAGUCUCUCUGGAACAAGUUGCUGUCGGCCGCGCAAACGCAAGUUGAAGUCCGGAUGGCGACAUGUUGGCUUCGACAGCAUGGGAAUAUAUAUCGACGACAUAUGACUGUACCAAGUUGACUUGAGUACUGCCACACACACACCACUCUUCCCCUCAGCCAAUCUAUCGCAAUGGGCAUCUUCAAUCAUUGGAAUCGUGGGCAAAAGUCCACGGAAAGCUCCGAUAUCAACUCCGAACAUGAUGUUGAGGCAAUCCCACCAGUUUUCUCGAAGCCGGGAGAACCAAACACCGAGGCCUUGCCAGUUCGAUCGCACACAGAUGCAGUCGAUGAUGAACGCGUGAGAUUCCUGGACACCUUUACUCCCCAGGAACAAAAAGAGAUCAUCCGUAAAGUCGACUAUCGGUUGUUGGUAACUAUAGGAGUCAUCUAUCUUGUUAAACAGAUUGAUGUCAAUAAUGCAUCCAAUGUCAAAGUCCUUGCAGUUGGGAAACCGACCAACAUCCUCAAACAACUCGACAUGACCGCUGAUCAGUACAACUGGGUUCAAUCCAUCUACUAUAUCAGUUAUAUCAUUUUCGAACUUCCGAGCAAUCUCUUUCUGAAGAAGAUGACUCCACGAGUCUUCCAGACGAGAAUCUGUGCUGCAUGGGGGUUGGUCCUGGCUUGUCACGCUGCCGUCAAGAACAAAGAAGGCCUUUAUGCCGCGAGAUUCUUUUUGGGCCUUGCAGAGGCAGGACUCUUCCCUUCAAUCGUCACUCACCUUUGCAAUUGGUAUCGAAGCGAUGAAAUGGGAAAGCCGAUUAUGUGGCUGUUCGGUAUCUUCAACCUGGCUGGCAUUAUUGGAUCUUUGCUCGUCUAUGGCAUUUCGUACCUGGACGGAAAACAAGGGUUGAGUUCAUGGCAAUGGGUAUUCCUUAUUGAAGGUGUUGCAACCAUCGCAUUCGCAGGCCUCAUCUGGGUGAUCUACCCAGACUACCCACAAUCCCCCAGGAGCAGAAAGUGGCUCACUCCUCGUGAACAAAAAUUCCUCGAGAUGAGACUUACCGAAAACGCCCCUCGAACGCAAGAUGCAUCUUUCUCGUGGCAAGAGAUCGUCAACACGGUCAAAGAUCCAAGGAUCUGGACAUUCAUGCUAGCACAGAUCCUCAUGAAUAUCGGCGGGUUCGGCCUCAGUUGGUUUCUUCCAACGAUCACCACGGACCUCGGCUUUGCAGGGCUCCCUCGCAAUCAGCUGCUAAAUAUUCCACCAGCGGCUGCCGGAAUCAUUGCAAUCAUAAUCGUUGCUUGGAUCCUGAAGAGAGCAUAUUUGCCUCGUCCUCUUCUGACAGUGAUAAUCGUCCUCUGCGAGGUCGGUACCUUUGCCAUCUUCCUGGGCAGUCGCCGUCGAGGAGCCAUCUACACCGCUUGUGUCCUGGGCACCAUGUUCUCAGCUUGUCUUGCCAUCCCAUUCUGGUCGUGGCGAACCUCCUCUCUCUGCGGGACCACUGGCACCGCGUUCGCCCUGGGACUUCAAUCCGGCCUCGGACAAUUGGGUGGAGUGAUUGGUCCGCAGAUAUUCCGUCAAAAAUACGCUGCGGACGGCUAUCGUGUGUCGUAUGCGGUAUGCACCGGUGCUCUGGCAGGCUGCUUCCUCGCCAAUUGUCUUUCUUGGUACCUUACUCGCAACCUGGAAUGGGAUGUACGGCGUAUCCGACGCCAGAGAAUCAAGGCAGAGAAGGAGGGUCGGAUUUUUACCGAAGAUGAAGUCAAGUUCUUCUACGAACGGCAACACUUUACCAAAACUCUGAAGAAGCAAGAGGUGAAGGAUGUUAUCUGAGGGUUGUAUUCCGGAUCUUACCGAUCGUGAAGCAACGAAUCACCAGCGGUCCUUGUCAUUAUUGGUGGGGCAAGAGCAUAUGGACUUAUAUGUUGUCCUUGUGUACUUCAUCUCAGACAAAGCAAGAUACACAGAUGGUUCGAUCGUGAAUAAAUAGCUGUCCGUCUCAUAGUAGUUCAAAAGCCAGACCGGCCAAAGUUUGACGCAGAUCCGCUCAGAAAUCGGUUGAAUGUUGAGGAAACAGCCUGGUG
Messenger RNA from Exophiala dermatitidis NIH/UT8656, 2111 nucleotides. Its product is annotated as retrograde regulation protein 2. Bases 214 to 1860 code for a protein of 548 amino acids. The transcript is spliced from 6 exons. The record is from RefSeq and is a predicted model, not a curated record. Gene Ontology annotation, biological process: transmembrane transport. Gene Ontology annotation, cellular component: membrane. Gene Ontology annotation, molecular function: transmembrane transporter activity. Lineage: Eukaryota; Fungi; Ascomycota; Eurotiomycetes; Chaetothyriales; Herpotrichiellaceae.